CCAGUGGUAGUAGAAAACCACAUAAUAUUUAUGUAUUCCUUUGAUUAUUAGACAAUGACACUGCAAUGGAGCGGAGAACAAGUGGUAGCGAAAUUACAGGAUGUGCAGGCCAGUGCUAUGGCGUUAGACUGCCUAGGAGAGUGGGCGGCCUUGGCAGGGAGGAGGGCCAUUACCAUGGUGAACUUGAAGAAACCUAAGGAGAAGCCUAUAAAAAGUCCUAGACAGAGUAAAUGGGAUGUCAGCUGUGUGCAGUGGAAUCCCAUAUCUUCACAUGCUCAUCUAUUUGUCACUGCAUACAACCAAAGAUUAGAUCUGUGUUCAUGGAAAGAUUCCAACAUUUCUCACAUUUGUUCAAUGAAAGGACAUUCCAGAACUGUCAGUGAUGUGGGUUGGAAUCCAUUUGAUGUGAAUGUAGUAGCUUCCUGCUCUGUUGACUCAUUCAUUAAUCUGUGGGAUAUCAGGGAUCCAAAGAAGCCCUCACAGUCCUUCCAGACAGUCUCCGGAGCUUAUCAGGUAAAAUGGAAUAAAGUGACGAGCAAUAUGUUUGCGACAACUCACGAGGGAGAACUUCGGAUCUGGGACAUUAGGAAAGGGAAAACAAUGCCCUCACACUAUAUUGCCGCCCACUUAUCUAAAAUCCAUGGCCUGGAUUGGAGUCCUAAUUCUGACUCAGAGUUAGCCACAUGCAGUCAGGAUUGUACUGUAAAGUUUUGGGACAUUAAAAACACAAGGCAAUGCAAGGGAUCAUUAAGUCCUGGGUCUCCUGUGUGGCGAGCCCGAUACACUCCAUUUGGGCAAAAUAUUGUGACGGUAGUGGUGCCACAGCAAUUACGUAGGGGGGAUAACUCUCUACACUUAUGGAGUACCUCCAGGAACAAUCCAAUUUAUCAGUUUGUUGGACACCAGGAUGUUAUUCUGGAGUUCCAGUGGAGGAAGCAACAGGAAGGGUCGAGGGAUCAUCAGCUUGUGACGUGGUCAAAGGAUCAGAGUUUACGGAUAUGGAACAUUGAUCCACAUCUUCAGAAGCGAUGUGGUCAUGACUUGGGAGAUAUUAACGACUCCUCGGAGAAUGAGUCUGGACAGACCGGGAGAGAUAGCAUAUCCCAGGACUCGGUCCAAGACAAAUCCUUUAAAGAAAAUGAUCUUGGGAAUGGGGACCUACAGAGACAAAUGUCCAUGAGUCCAGAGGGGGUAUUAUUCCAACAGCCCCAGACACUCCAACAGGAGUUUGAUUUGAUGAACACAAACAUUUCUAAUGUUCAAGUAGAAGAGAUGGACGCUGCCUCUAGAAGCUGCCGUGUGUUGGCUGUUUCUGGGAACUUCAGUGUUGGUCUUAGGAUGUUGUUCCCUGAAAACUACCCCUACACUGAGCCACCUACGUUUGAAUUCCUAGAUCCCAACUUGAACUCAAGCAUAAAACAUAAGUUACACAAGGUGCUGCUGGAUACAGCAUCAAUGCAUGUCAGAAGGAACACAAGCUGUCUGGAGCCAUGUUUAAGGCAGUUAUCUCAAGCUCUUAAUCAACCCUGGAAUUUACCAACAGAGGAACGAAGGACUCCUGAAACAGAGACUGCCCGUCCCUUCACCCUUGUGGGGCCCCCAAACAAACCACAGUACUUAUCUUGGCACAGUGCGUCGGGACUGCAGGACAUUAAUAUUCCAUUUCCUAGAACUAGUGGAGCAAAGUUCUGUGCAGCAGGGUACUUAGUCGUGUUUGGUCGGUCUCAUGAAGCUAGGAAAGGACCAUCUUGGGCAGAAGUAACACCAAAGUCUCUGUGUGAUUUGACAGAUUUUGCCUCCAAAAGUCGGUUUCGCAAUCCACAAAAAUUCUUUAACAACUUUUCUAUUAGUCCUCCUACACCUGCACCAGAAAAUGUAUCUGUCUCUUCAUGGUACCUGAGAACAACAGUGUCAAAUCAACCAAAGGGAAAAAGGAAAUCCCGGCCUGCGGAGGUCCCAGAAAUAAAACCUGUGCUGGCACCAGUCAAAAUUUUUGAUAGUGCUUGUUUGCUACCAAUUCACAAAGAUUUGGGGAAAAAAUAUAUAAUUGACAGAUCUAACAUCCAAGCCAUGUGUAGUCACAAUGCCUCUGCUGCUGGUGCUGUUGGUCGCAAGGAUUUGGUUCAGUUAUGGUCAAUGGUUGGAAUAUCAGCGAGCCAAAAACUCAAACCUAGUGAUGAUCCAGAUGAUGGACCUCCAUGGGCACAACAUCCAUUUGGGAAAGAGAUGAUCAAAUAUCUAUUUGACUACUACAUGAAAAUCCAUGAUGUACAAACACUAGCCAUGCUGGUGUGUGUUUUUUGGAACAGAGAAGAUGCCAUUGUGCAACCCCCCAAGAAGGAGAAAGCCCUACCCCAGUCCACAUCAAUGGAUUAUGUUCCACAUAAUUAUAGUCCGUAUCAUACGGUAACCUCCGGGUCUAAUCUAUUGAAGAGCUUCAAGACACUCACCGGUCACUUACAAGGUCAGUCAUCACGACCCCCACCCACCACUACCGUUCAAUCUCGACCCUCGCAACAUCACUUGUCAGAAGUGUCGUCACACCCCGACCUAGUUGCCAUGACAGUAGGUGUUCUAAAGAUCCGUCGAUCUAACAGCCUGUCCUGCCUCGAGGACUCAUUUGAGGACUACAAAAUUGAGGAUGAGGAUGGAAUCAAAGAGAAGGAAAAUGAGCGACUGGCAAAACUCCAUGAAAGCAACUGUAGGCUGCUUGAUCCAAAUGCACAGAAUCAGUAUGAUGUCUUCCUGAAGUCUUAUGCAGAUAUUCUGUAUCAUUGGGGAUUUACAAACAACGCUAAACUUGUGUUGAAAUUCUUGACACAUUUACCAGAACCUCAUACUGGCAUAGAGUUUGGUGUUCGAUGCUAUCACUGCCGUCAGGAAGGUCGUGGAGCCAAAUGUGGGUCGUGUAAGAGUCUGGCAUUCAACUGCUCCAUCUGUCACAUUGGUGUCAAAGGAAACUCUAUAUUCUGUCUGCGGUGUGGACAUGGUGGUCAUACCACACAUAUGAUAGACUGGUUCAAGGAGAACAAAGAGUGUCCCACGGGUUGUAGCUGUAAAUGUGUGGAGGCCAAGUCUGAAAUUACAAUGUGAUGGGGGCCAAGUCUGAAAUCACAAUGUGAUGGGGGCCAAGUCCGAAAUCACAAUGUGAUGGGGGCCAAGUCCGAAAUUACAGUGUGAGGGAGACCAGAUCUAAAAUCACAAUGUGUUGGGGGCCAAGUAAGAAAUCAGUGUGAUGUGGGCCAUGUCAGAAAUUGCAAUGUGAUGGGGGCUUAGUCAGAAAUCACAAUUUUAUGUGGGCUCAUCAUGAGGAAAUGGCUGACUAGGUCAGAAUUCAAAAUGUGAUGGGAGCUUAUCACAAAGAACAUGGCCAGUUAAUCAGGAAUCAAAAUGUGAUGGAGGCUUUACAAUUUCUUAUAUAAAAUUUGUUAGAAUGAUGAAGGAAGAAAGGAAUUGAUUAGUGGAAAGCCAGCUUCCAAACUUGGUCUAUAAAUUUCUGGUCACAUGAUGGAAUGGGACAUUUGUGCAAUCUAAGAAAAAACGUUUGCUAUUUGGUAUUCAUGCCCUAGCCAUCUUAUUUUUAUGCAAAAUGAUUAUGUAUGAAGUGUUGUGCAAGUUAAUGUACAUGUAGUUGCAAGAUGCAACAAUUGUUAUUUGGUUACCCAUAUUUAAAACAGUGGAAACACUGUAGAAUUAUUUUACUAUUUAUACUGUUUAUAUUGUUGAUGUUGAAGAAAAUUAAACAAAAUACAUUAUGUCA
Molecule: messenger RNA, 3760 nt
Organism: Saccostrea echinata
Lineage: Eukaryota; Metazoa; Mollusca; Bivalvia; Ostreida; Ostreidae
Product: GATOR2 complex protein WDR59-like
Exons: 27
Coding region: 55-3093 (1012 amino acids)
Molecular function (GO): protein binding
Source: RefSeq, a predicted model, not a curated record